Molecule: messenger RNA, 357 nt
Organism: Fusarium fujikuroi IMI 58289
Lineage: Eukaryota; Fungi; Ascomycota; Sordariomycetes; Hypocreales; Nectriaceae
Exons: 2
Coding region: 1-357 (118 amino acids)
Source: RefSeq, a predicted model, not a curated record
AUGUCUAGCUCAAAGAAAUCAAGUCGAGGAACCUCCGUAGCAAACGAGUUCAACCAAGCCCUUCAGGAAACCCCCGCAUUUGAACCAAUGCGAUACACAGCAAACUAUGUAAGGAUGGCACAGCUUGAAAUGAGUGCCUCUGAGCUUCAAGCUCUCAUGGCUGGGCUUAAAGAGGCAGGGAAACUCUUGCCUGAGAAUUUUGAUCCAGAUAAGGAGUCGUGGCCACCGGAGGCAGAAGAGCUUAAUCAAAGGAUGGAAGAAAUGUUGAAGAAUUAUGAUAAUCUUGCUGGGUGCUUUAAACAAUUUGUGCAAAGUGCACAGGCUGCAGGUGCUAUGGGUGUUAAGCGCCAGCAGUGA